Molecule: messenger RNA, 3095 nt
Organism: Asparagus officinalis (garden asparagus)
Lineage: Eukaryota; Viridiplantae; Streptophyta; Magnoliopsida; Asparagales; Asparagaceae
Product: pentatricopeptide repeat-containing protein At3g24000, mitochondrial
Exons: 2
Coding region: 90-2852 (920 amino acids)
Biological process (GO): RNA modification
Molecular function (GO): zinc ion binding; protein binding; RNA binding
Source: RefSeq, a predicted model, not a curated record
UCAGCUUUGGCAUCUUCCAAUAUAACACCCUCAUCGGCGCGUACUUCAAAUUCGGUAGACCAGAAGCUGCACUCAACGUGUUCGAUCAAAUGCCGAUCAGAAAUGCUGCUACUUGGAACGCUGCCAUUUCUGGCGCUUUUAGAGCUGGUUUGGCAAGCGAAGGGAUGGACUUGUUUAGAGAGAUGAGAGAACAGGGUUUCGGGGCAAAUGGGUUCGUGCUCGCUAGCAUUGUGACUGCUUGUAACAGGUGGGGUUCAGUGGUUGGGCACGGUUUUGAAGUUCACGGGUUGGUUUUAAAACUUGGGUUGAUGCGAGAUGUUUAUGUUGGCACUGCGUUAGUUCAUUUGUAUGGUAAAUGUGGGUUUGUUGAUAAUGCACGGAGAUUUUUCGAGGAGAUGCCUGAGAGAAAUGUUGUUUCUUGGACUGCUUUGAUGGUGAGUUACUCAUCGAAUGGGCUUCCGGAAGAAGCGAUAAGGGCUUAUCACGAGAUGAGGAAAGAAGGGGUUGCUUGCAAUCAGAAUUCGUUUGCGACAGUGAUUAGCUCGUGUGGGAUGGUAGAGAACGAGAAGUUAAGCCUUGAGAUUCUUGCACAUGUAAUAGUUUCCGGAUUCAAAGAUGAGGUCUCUGUUGCAAACUCGCUCAUCACUCUGUUUGGAAAAUUGGGAAAGGUAGAUAUUGCUGAGCAUCUGUUUAAUCAAAUUAAGGGCAAGGACACGAUAUCAUGGAAUUCGAUGAUAACAGUGUAUUCUCACGAGGGAAUGUGCGAAGAAUCAUUAUGUUGCUUUGCUAAAAUGCGAAGCUAUAACUUCAAAGAAGAUUAUACCACUCUAUGUUGUUUGAUAUCUGCAUGCAACAAUGUGGAUCAUUUGAAAUGGGGACAGGGGUUACAUGCUUUUGCUAUCAGCAGCGGUCUUGGUUCAUUUAUAUCGGUUUGCAAUACUCUUAUCAAUAUGUACUCUGUGCUGGGAAAAUCUGAAGAUUCCGAGAUUGUGUUUUAUGAGAUGCCUGAAAGGGAUUUGAUCUCAUUCAAUACCAUGAUGUCUUCCUACAUUCAGAGUGGAAAUGACACUGAUGCUUUGAAGCUCUUUGCUCAGCUGCUUCGAGCAAAUAAAGAACCAAAUUAUGUGACAUUUGCUAAUGCAUUGAGUGCAUGUUCUAAUCCUGAUGCCCUAUUAGAGGGAAAAGCAGUCCAUGCUCUUAUUGUCCACAAUAACCUCCCUGGUAACUUACUGCUGGGUAAUUCUUUAAUAACCAUGUAUAGCAAAUGCAAUGCAAUGAAUGAAGCCAAAUGUGUGUUUCUAGUGAUUCCAAGGCGCGAUUUGAUCUCAUGGAACACGCUUAUUGGAGGGCAUGUAGAGAAUGAAGAGAAACUAAAAGCAAUGCAGGCAUUUGUCUUGAUGAGAGAAGCUGGAAUAAGGGCAAAUUACAUUACCAUGGUGAACGUUCUUGGUAUUUGCUCAGCUACAAAGGAUCUAAUGAAGUAUGGAAUGCCACUCCAUUCUCAUAUUAUCACUAUGGGGUUUGAUUCAGAUGAGUUUGUAAAGAACUCCCUGAUUUCUAUGUAUGCAAAAUGUGGCGAUUUUGAUUCAAGUGGGUUUAUAUUUGAUGGAUUAGAAAGCAAAACUGUGGUUUCUUGGAAUGCUAUGAUUUCUUCGAAAGCUCACCAUGGCCGAGGAGAGGAAGCAUUGAAGCACUUUCUUGAAAUCCAUCAUGCUGGAGUUGACCUAGAUCGGUUCAACCUGUCGGGAGCUUUUGCUGCUGCUGCAGGCUUGCCUGCACUUGAGGAGGGACAGCAGCUUCAUUGUCUGAUCACUAAGCAAGGGUUUGAUUUGGACCUUAAUGUAACAAAUGCUGCAAUGGACAUGUAUAGCAAAUGUGGAAAAAUGGAUGAUGUGCUGAAAUUACUUCCUGAACCAAGCAAACGUUCACGAUUAUCAUGGAAUAUUCUGAUAUCAAGUUAUGCCCGACAUGGGCUUUAUCAGAACGCCGAAGAUACUUUCAAGGAAAUGCUCUGUAUAGGACCGAAACCAGAUUAUGUUACCUUUGUUUCUCUCCUCUCUGCAUGUAGUCAUGGAGGUUUAGUAGAUAAAGGUCUUGAGUACUAUAAAACUAUGUCUUCGGAUUUUGGUAUUGCCCCAAGAAUUGAACACUGUGUUUGUAUGGUUGAUCUUCUCGGUCGAGCAGGGAGGCUAAUCGAGGCAGAGAAGUUCAUAGAAGAGAUGCCAGUGUCACCAAAUGAUUUUAUCUUUCGUAGCUUAUUAUCUUCAAGCAGAACUCAGAAGAAUCUCGAUAUUGGAAAGAGGGCUGCUCAUUGUCUUCUUGAGCUAGCCCCUUCAGAUGAUUCAGCCUAUGUUCUCCUCUCAAAUGCAUAUGCACUUAAUGGAAUGUGGGAGGAUGUCAAUAAGCUAAGAACUCACAUGAAGUCUAUUGAUUUGACAAAGAAACCUGCUUGCAGUUGGAUUAAGCUGAAGAAUAAGGUUAGUUCUUUUGGAAUUGGGGAUUGGACUCACCCACAAGCUAAAGAGAUUCAGGCAAAAUUGGAGGAAAUCUUGCAAAUGGUUAAGGAACUCGGUUAUGUUCCUGAUACAUCAUUAUCUUUGCACGAUACUGAUGAAGAGCAGAUUGAGCAUAAUCUGUGGAAUCACAGUGAGAAGCUCGCUCUUGCUUAUGGGCUGAUAGAGGCUCCAGAAGGAGCGACGAUUAGGGUUUUCAAGAAUCUUCGAGUUUGUGGGGACUGUCAUCUAGCGUACAAAUUGGUUAGUAGAGCUGUAGAUCGAGAAUUAGUGCUCAGGGAUCCUUACAGGUUUCAUCACUUCAGAGGGGGGACUUGUUCAUGUUCAGAUUACUGGUAGUAAUGAUAUAUAGACCAGAGAAUAGAUUCAGAUUCCUUCGAGGAUAUUUUUGCCGUCUACUAUGAGAAGCUCAGUAAAAAUUUUCAGUCAUUGAAAAGGAAAUAUUGUUGAAGGAUAAUUUUAUACCAGAUAAGUUAUCAAGCAAUUCUAUUCUAAUUCUUAUCAGACAAAAGCUCCUACUCCGACUUGAUUAGAUAUCCCUCUCAAUUCCCUCUAUAUAUAGGGCUGCCAUCGCCCCUCAAU